Messenger RNA from Episyrphus balteatus (marmalade hoverfly), 1427 nucleotides. RefSeq lists its product as uncharacterized. Bases 230 to 1210 code for a protein of 326 amino acids. The transcript has 3 exons. NCBI's taxonomy places the organism in Eukaryota, Metazoa, Arthropoda, Insecta, Diptera, Syrphidae. The record is from RefSeq and is a predicted model, not a curated record.
UUGCGCACAUUUUUCUUCUCACUUGAAUUUUCAUUUCAUCCGUGUGAAGAAGAAUUCCUGUCCGUAUUUUCUCGUGUUUUUUUUUCUUCUCCACAAAUUACAAGAAAAAAAAAAUACAUAAAUUCCAAUUAAAAAUGUUACCAAUAAUCGAAUAUUCAAAGCUCUCUAUUCUGUUCUUGUUCAUCUAAUUUGUUUUUCAAGAAAAGAAAGAAAAUACCUAAAAACCACCAUGGAACUCCACUCGUAUGCAAAACUACGAGGAUACAAAAAAUGGACCAUCCAACAAAAACGCAAACUUGUUGAAGCUCGCAUCAAUUACGAUGGAAUCUUUUCGCGAAAAUCAUCAAAUUGUAUGGAUUCUUGGAAGAAAAUUAUGACCACAGCAAAAUUGAAUGAUUUCAAUGUUUGUUUCGUUCGCAAACAAUGGGCUAAUUUAUUGGCCAAAUAUAAAGCUUAUAAGCGAACACGUUUAAGACAACUUGGCAAAAAUGGUGAAAUUAACGAUCAAAUAGCUCGCGAAAUUAGCGAAGAAUGGGAAUUCUUUUAUCCCAUUCACAGUUUCAUGUCGAAGAAGCCAACUAAUUUUCAUUCCUAUGCCCAGAAUCCACGUGACGCUGCCGAUGAGAAUGGCAAUGAUCACGACGACGAGUUGAAACCUUUCCCAACAAUUCCACCAAAUACAGAUCAUGACUUUUAUUCCAAAUCGGCAAGUCGUGAGAUUCCAUCUUUGUUUAAAAUGGAAUCAGAUGAAUUGGCAAUACCAAAUCAAGCGACAGUGGCAACAUCGCCAAGAAGGGUUUCCGAAUCUGUCGUUGUCUCGGGACAGAAUUCUGAGAAUAGUAUUAAAAUUGAAGAGCCCGAGAAAAUAGUACAAACUGAAAUUAUCGCCACCGAUUCGGCGGCGGUUAAAAAAACCAAGAAAAAGCGAAAACCAUCGGAAAGAGACAAGUACUACAAACACAAGAGACGUUAUGACCGCCGGAAUGAGCGUCGUAUGGAUGCUUUGCUAAAUGUUGUUGGUCAAAUGGUUAAAGAAUACUUUCCGAAUGUUGACACUAGCAAGUUGGAUGGACAAUCUGACCAAAUAUCGACUGAGGAUGAUAAUGAGAGCGAUGAGUCUGAGACUGUGUUUAUGGAAGAAGAUACGGAAUCUUCUUGUACAGCUGCAUCAUCAGCUGAAGCACCACCAUCAGAUGAGAGUGGGCUUUAAGGUAGAGAUGAUGAUGACGAGGAGGACAAAAAGGACUGCUUUCUUUUAUUCUGUAGACUGAAUCUAUGAUAAUUUUUAUUGCUUAAGAUUUAAAGAGUGCGCUUUUUUCCUAUUUUGUAGUUUUGUUCAUGUGUUUGUUGUUCUAUAAAAAAAAAACGAAAUGCACACAAGUCUCGAGCAUAAUUACAUAAAUUAAAGGUUUCUAUUGCACUUGAAA